This is a messenger RNA of Histoplasma mississippiense, 477 nucleotides long. RefSeq lists its product with no specific name. The record is from RefSeq and is a predicted model, not a curated record. Gene Ontology annotation, biological process: UDP-galactose transmembrane transport. Gene Ontology annotation, molecular function: UDP-glucose transmembrane transporter activity; UDP-galactose transmembrane transporter activity. The transcript has a single exon. Lineage: Eukaryota; Fungi; Ascomycota; Eurotiomycetes; Onygenales; Ajellomycetaceae. The coding region runs from base 1 to 477 and encodes 158 amino acids. Gene Ontology annotation, cellular component: Golgi membrane; endoplasmic reticulum membrane.
AUGGUGGCGCAAAACUUGCUCUGCACACUCCUGACAACCACCUACCUCCUGGUCACUCCACACGUGUCCACCUCAAUUCUCCGCCUCAUGCCUCUCCCCAUCGACCUAUCGCAGACCUCGGAGCUAGCUUCUGCCCUUGCGUUCCUAUCCCGCCACCCAACCGCAACAAAGGAUAUAAUUGCCUUCGCUGCCUGCGGUGCAAUUGGCCAGUUAUUUAUAUUCCACACUCUGGCGCAUUUCUCUUCCCUGCUGCUUGUCACUGUUACAGUUACGAGGAAGAUGCUUACGAUGCUAUUGAGCGUGAUGUGGUUCGGCCAUCGGCUGAGUGGGGGCCAAUGGAUAGGCGUUGGGCUGGUCUUUGGUGGCAUUGGGGCAGAAGGGGUGGUGCAGAAGAGAGAAAAGGCUAAGAAGCUGGCAGAGAAGGAGAAGAAGAAGCUGGAGAGUACUGAUGUGAAUAAAGGGGAGAAGCAGCUGUAA